AUGUCGAAUCAUUCCGACCAUGACGAUUACGACGAGGAAAUGGGAAGUUCUGGAAGUUACGGUGAGGAGAACUCCCUAGAGUUCACCGAUUCCGAAGGAGAGGGUAUCGACGACGUCCACCAGAUGCGGUCCAACUUCCUAGAACACCUAAGGUCGUCUUCGGAUCCGCAUGCUAGGCAAUUGGCUCAAGUUUUUCAGGCCGUUAUGCCUGGAUUCGAGCCAGCAGAGGAAGAGGAAGAAGGCGACGACAAUUUAGGUUCCGCAGACAAUGAAUUAGGCCCGCUGCUUGCCCAUCUCCGCAAUAUGACGCGAAGAAUGUUCCACCCCGUGACAGGCCCAUUGGCUGGCCGUGAAAACGAUUUAUUGGACGACGGUGAUGAUGACAUUGUGAGAAUAUCUGGCCCAAUGCGUAAUGUUUCCAAAGUACGCCUUGUACGUAUCGCACUUACCCUCACGAACAACUCCAAAAACGAUGGAAUUAUCACUCACACUUUACAUCAACUCAAUGAGGUUAUUCUACUUACGGAACAAGAUGAAUUCGGCGCUAUUGUUCCCAUAGAGCUUGUCAACAUCCUGAUCAAAAUUCUCGAUGACUCUGAAUCCAGCCCCAUGAUUCUUGUUUUAGUGACCCGUGCCAUUGCUCAUAUGUUGGAAGCCAAUGACCCCACUGUCGUCAAAAUGUUUGUCGAAUCAAAACUAUUAGAUGCCAUCAAAGUGCGAAUCGCUGAUCUCAACUAUAUCGACGUGGCCGAGCAGGCAGUCACAGCCCUCGACCGGGUUGUUCAAAGGUACCCCGGCGAAGUAAUGGCAAGUGGUUGUGUGCAGAAUUUGCUAAGUUAUUCGGAUUUUUUCAAUGUGCACUUACAGCGCAGUAUAGCCAGUAUUGUCUAUGCAUGUGCUGCUGGAAUUAAUGACAGCCGAUUCGAUGAUGUCCUCAACUUGCUAACUGCCCUGACUCCUGACCCGGUCAUUGCCAAAGGUGACCCGGUAGCAGAUACGACUAUCUUAGCCUACGCCCAACUAUUCAUUUCAAUGGAAAAGAAUAUUGAAGGCCGAGAUAGACUACAGACCUUUUUCAAUGAAGAUUAUUCGGGGACGGCCUUGGAAACUUUUAUGUUAAGCACAACGCAUACUGCGCCACAUAUUGGUCGGAUUUUGAAAGCCAUGGCUGCGAUCACAUCAUUGAGAAACUCUGCUGCAAAGCAUUUGUUCAAGGCCAACAUUGCCUCAAGGGUCGCUGGUUCCCUCGGGGAGGUGGACUUCUCUGAGCCUGUUGACCCCCAACAGACUCUUCCAAAGUUUCUGAAUACCCCAAAAGAGAAUAUCGCUGCUGCACUUGGCCUUUUUACGACAAUGCUGCCGUAUCCGAGCAAACUUGAAGACAACCUUGUAUCGCCAUUCAGGAGGGAACCCAAGAACACACCAGACCUAUCCGGAAUUGACGAGGAUCUACUAGCUCUACAUGGCAGCGUAGUAACCCGAUUAUCAGCAUCACUCUACGCGGCAUCCACCGAUUCUGUUUUGAGAGAGCAAAUUCUUCGGGUUAUGCUGCAAAUAUGUGCUUAUCUGCAAGGAGAUGUUUUCGAAGCCGUUGUGAAUGCCAUUGAUUAUCCAACUUUCCUGGCUAGUGUGCUUUCUCAAGUUGAUGCUCCCAUUCCUCUUGUUGUUGGAGCUCUUGAGAUUGUUUACGAAGUUGGUAAAAAGCUGCCUCACAAAUAUUUGGCUGAAUUCAAUCGCCGUGGAAUUAUAAAUGAUCUCGAUGGAGCCAAAAGUAACAAAGCGUAUCAUGAGCACAAGUUUUCACCAGCUCUUGCUGCUGUAAUCGAUCGAGUUCGCAAUCUGUACUCCGAGUUCCCCGAGUAUUCCCAGAACAACGAUGGAGCAGAGGCGUCAGAUCUCACCAAGGCACUUUUGCAGGGCGAAGACAAAUAUGAUGAGCUUGCCCGUGUGAUCAGAGAAUACGCCUCGCUUGAACUUAUGAAGUUUGGCGUAUUCGAGGCCGUAAUCAAACUUUUGAAUACUGCAUCAUCAAGAGAGACGGCAAUAGAGGGCCUUGGGCCUGUGAUUUCAAUACUUGUGGCAAAGUCUCAGGAUGCCCUUUCACAUGGUGAUAGAUUGGGACUGUUAUCAUCCUCAUCGUCGAGCACUGUGCAAUCGUUUGCAUCAGCACUGACCCGUCCUGUUAAUAUUCGACUUCGUGCACCUGAUCAUGAUCGUGCUUGGACUCUUCGGGUACAAGGUAUUGCCUCAAUCGAAGCUGUUGAAGAUUUCUAUCGGAGCCGCGUACCAGCUAACUACUCGCGCACACGGCGUAAUAACCUUUUUAGUCUUCUGGAUGAUAAUGCAGGAGCUACUGCCCCCACUGAGCGUGAAAGCUGGCAGGACUUUGGCGAUGACCCAGAUUUUGAUUACGGAGUUGAUCAGACCGACGAUGAUGAUUCUGAUCGUUACGAUCUCGAUAUUGACUUUGAAGAAGGUAAUGAUGAUGAUGAAGAAGAAGAGGAAGAAGGAGAAUUGUCCGAGAUUACCGAAGCUGGACCUGCGCCUCAGAGUCAAAGCUCCUGGGCUGGCGCUGCUAACGCCGUUGAAGUAAACCAUGGUGCUCAGACAGAGCAUACAAAUGAACAGCGUGCAUCUUCAACAGAUCGUCGAUGGAGGCAUGCACAAAAUCCUCUUGACGAGGCUGAUGACUGGCGCGACAGCGCAUCGGAUUCUACAGAGAAACCCAAAGUCUUUUGUUAUUUGAACGGGCAGCGCGUUUACUCCGAUAUGUCUGUCGUUGGAGCCAUUUACCGGUCUUUCCCUCCAGUUGAGGGGGACAACGUGAUACCAAAAACCCUUUGGACGGAUACCUUCGAUAUUAUAGUUUCCAAAAAGCGCCUUCCGGAAACAAAACGAGAGGGCUCAACAUAUUUGGGCCGUGGUAGAAGCAUUGAAGCUGAAUCAGUCGGUCAGAACGAGAUCCCUGCUUCGCUGAGGGAGAACAACUAUUUCUCAGUCGCGUUGAAGCUUUUGGCACUUCUUUGGGUCAUAAAUGGCGAGAGAUCGUUCUGUCACCCGCGCAGAUUUGUGAACUCGAUUUUGACGGCUAAACUCAACCGACAGCUGGAAGAUCCGCUGGUUGUCGUGUCUUCUAUUUUACCCCAGUGGACGGUCGAUGCCGUGCGUCUUUACCCGUUCCUUUUCCCAUUUGAGACACGGUAUAUGUUUAUCCAGUCUACAUCAUUCGGAUAUUCAAGGUGUAUGUCUCGUUGGCAGACCCGUGGUGAUACCGGUGAGAUCAGCGAUCUGGGACCUCAAGGGGCUCUAUCACCAUUCCAGGCCACAGCGCAGGCUAUUGCACGCACUGGAGUUCUGAAUAACGCAGGUCGGCCUGUGAAGUAUAAGGUUAAUGUUCCGCGGCAGGAUCUGUUCGCGAAUUUCGUUGAGGUGUUGCAUAUGAUUGGCAACUCGCCAGCUAUUCUGGAGGUAGAGUUCACAGACGAGGCUGGAACAGGACUUGGACCCACUCAGGAGUUCUAUGCUAAGGUUUCGCAGGAGUUCGCUUCUGUAAGUCUAGACUUAUGGCUCGGUGAGGAUGUCAAUGGCUUUUUACACCACAACCAAGGAUUGUUUCCAAAACCCAUUGCAGACUUUACGCGCAAAGUGUUUGAGUUCAGAAACCUAGGACGAUUUAUAUCUAGGGCAUUUAUGGAUCAGCGCAUUCUGGAUUUCCGUUUCAACCCAGCCUUUUUCCUGGCGGUGCUCAAGAGCCAGGGAUUCCUGCAGUCGACUACACUUACUCUCAAAGAUGUGGACUCGGACCUCUAUGAUAACCUACAGAAGCUCGACAAGGAGACGGUUGAAAGUCUCGAGCUGACAUUUGUUUUGCCGGGCGAUGAAGACGUGGAAAUUUGUGCUGAUGGCAAGCAGAAGCUUGUGACCGCAGACAAUCUCGAUGAAUAUAAGCAGCGGGUUGAAAGUUUUAUGUUGGAGGAUGGUGUGAAGUUUCAAAUUGACCAAUUUGUUGCGGGGUUUUCGGAGAAUUUGCCGAUCGCUUCUCUGCAGGCUCUUUUGCCAGUAGAGAUUUGCCGGAUGUGCGGUCAAAGUGAUGAAGAUUGGUCAGUUGAGACUCUAAGUUGUAGUAUCCACGUUGACCAUGGAUACAGCAGUGACAGUCCAGCGGUACAAAAUUUGAUUUUGGUCAUGUCUGCAUUGACUUUGGAAGAGCGCAGGGCAUUUCUGCAGUUCACCACAGGAUCUCCCAAUUUACCAAUUGGAGGAUUUAAAGCAUUACAGCCCCCGUUCACGGUUGUGCUCAAGCACCCAGAGGAUGAGAAGAUCGACCGGGAUCAAUAUUUACCUUCGGUUAUGACCUGCGCAAAUUAUCUCAAACUGCCCAACUAUUCAUCGCGGGCGAUCAUGGCCCGUCAAAUUAGGGUUGCUGUGGAGGAAGGAUCAGAUUCGUUCCAGCUGUCGUAG
Wickerhamiella sorbophila is the source of this 4461-nucleotide messenger RNA. RefSeq names its product Ubiquitin fusion degradation protein 4. Gene Ontology annotation, biological process: protein polyubiquitination; proteasome-mediated ubiquitin-dependent protein catabolic process. The transcript has a single exon. Gene Ontology annotation, molecular function: ubiquitin protein ligase activity. Lineage: Eukaryota; Fungi; Ascomycota; Dipodascomycetes; Dipodascales; Trichomonascaceae. The coding region runs from base 1 to 4461 and encodes 1486 amino acids. The record is from RefSeq and is a predicted model, not a curated record.